UUGCAAUAUUUACAACUAUUCUGUUUUAUAUUCCACGUAUUCCAUAUUGACUCUAAAACGGUACAAUUUUAAUUUCGUACUUAUUCAACUACAUUAAAAUCUAAUCAAUUUACGGAGGAGUCCCCAUGACGUAUUUAACCAAUCGUCAAACAUUAUUGUGCAGGCAUUCAAUGCUUCCUCCCUCUAUAUGGCGAGUAGGUGUCGAUGCUGUACUAUUAUUUUUAACACAAAAAGGUGCAACGUGAAUCUUAUCAUUUGGAAGUGUUUUCAGUAAUAUUUUAUGUCUUGACAUUAAACUUUGUAUAUACUGAAUCUAGUUUACAUACAAUAUGAAAUCGCAGGAUGAUACAGUAUAUCCUAUAGGAAAGCGAUUAAUGAUUUACAUAGUAAAUGUAAUUCCAUGUCACAGGAUAUACGCAUAACCUCCUUCCGUUACAUCGCUUUGAUGUACGAAACAUAUAUAUUCAAGGAAUUAGUUUAAUGGUCAAAUUGUUUAUUUUUUACUGUGACCAUCCUUUGUCUAACUCUAAUAUAAAUUUUUAACCUUAUAUUCUGGUAAAAGAAGUUAUUUUGAGGUUAUAGCUCGACCACUGUUUAUAUAGACUAUUUAAUUGCUUUUAUGAUCGUAUGACAUUAUUAUUUACAAUUAAUGAAAAUCGAAAAACGUGGAUUAGUAAAAGUUGUAAAAGUCAAGGUUGCUUCAAUAGCCAGCAUCAUAGUGCUAAGACUUUUCUUGAAUUAAGCACUACAUGAAAAUAGACAAUGUCUUUUCGUAUGAAACUCGCUCGUAGUCGACCUAUUAGACUAUUAGGUGGUAUCGCUAUGAAACAUUGGAUAUUUUCUGGAGCAUAUGUUCUUACCUGUUUUUUAUUAUACUGGUUGUAUGGUGGUAUUUUUACUUUCUUCCUCUUCUGUUUCGCUAAUAUAGGUUUAUUAUAUCAUAGGGAAGAUAAGCUGCUCUAUCAUCCUGAAUCACCAGCUCAUUCUCGUGUUUAUGUUCCUGCUCCUUCUAUAUUCAAUCUACCUUAUGAAAAUGUAUAUACGCGUUCAGGCGAUGGUACUAUGCUACAUAUGUUUUUUAUUUCUCAACCUGAAGAUAGGGCAAAGAAGGUCCCAACCUUACUUUUUCUCCAUGGAAAUGCUGGAAAUAUAGGACAUAGACUUCAAAAUGUUGUUGGUCUCUACCGUAAUAUUCAGUGCAAUAUCCUAAUGCUGGAAUAUAGAGGCUAUGGAUUAUCGCAAGGUUCACCAUCUGAAAAAGGAUUAUAUAUGGAUGCUCGUGCAGGAAUUGAUUAUUUAACUUCCAAAACCAAUAUUAAUACUGAUGAAAUUAUUGUCUUUGGUAGAUCACUGGGUGGAGCAGUAGCAAUUGAUUUAGCAACUAAGGAAGAAAAUACAAGAAGAAUUUGGUGUCUUAUACUUGAAAAUACAUUUACAAGUAUACCUGAUAUGGCAGCAUUUAUAGGAUCAAGAUUUUUUCAAUAUCUACCACUUUUUUUAUAUAAAAAUAAGUAUUUAUCUAUUUUCAAAAUACGAUCGAUGAUAGUACCAACAUUAUUUAUCUCUGGCUUAGCAGAUACAUUUGUACCACCACGAAUGAUGCAAGAACUUUAUAAAAAUUGUAAAAGUAAAUAUAAGAAGAUUCUUCCAAUUUCUGGUGGUACACAUAAUGAAACAUGGUGUCAAUCUGGAUAUUAUGAAAAUAUAUGUUCUUUUUUGAAUGAAUUAAGGGAAAAUCCAUCAAUCCAGGUAACAUCGGAUCACUGGCAAAUAGAUGAUAUUUAGAAAUCAAUAUAUAAAUGAAAUACAUUUUGCGUCCAAAUGUAUAAAUAUAUUCUAAAAAAUGUCCAAUACAAUAUUAAUGUAUUUAAAAUAAAUGAGUUGGUCCAAUAAGUUAAAA
Vespula vulgaris is the source of this 1900-nucleotide messenger RNA. RefSeq names its product protein ABHD13 (gene Bem46). The transcript has 5 exons. The coding region runs from base 763 to 1785 and encodes 340 amino acids. Gene Ontology annotation, molecular function: palmitoyl-(protein) hydrolase activity. Gene Ontology annotation, cellular component: membrane. The record is from RefSeq and is a predicted model, not a curated record. NCBI's taxonomy places the organism in Eukaryota, Metazoa, Arthropoda, Insecta, Hymenoptera, Vespidae.